AUCACAAAAACAAACAACACAAACUCCCAGAAUGAGCGGAGGGGAAGAAGAGAAUCGUCGUCGUCGGCGCCGAAAUGAGCUGCUUGCUCGCCUGCAAGCACCUAACGGAAAUGGGGCUCGACCCGACCGUGUUCGAGUUCUCGAAUUCCGUCGGCGGGGUCUGGUCGCAGACCAUCGAAUCCACAAAGCUCCAAACCCCUAAAUCUCUUUACCAGUUCUCCGACUUCGAGUGGCCAGAUUCCGUGGGUGCGCCCUUGCCGUGGGUCUUGGAGACGCUGGCGAUCACGCCGAUGCAGACUCCGACCACCAGGAUGAUGGAGACUCCUAUUCCGAUUGCUUUCUUGUUCAUCGCCAUUAUUGUGUGAUCUCUUAUUCUAGUGGCGGAUUUUGUUUAUGGUAUUGUGAAUGGCGGUGGGGAUUAUUAUUAUUAUUAUUAUUAUUAUUAUUGUUGUUGUUAUUAUUGAGGUGUUUAUUGGAAAUGUGUAUGAAGUGUGUUUACGUAUUGGUUGUUGAUGGAGGAUUAAGGGAGGAGGAGAGGGGUAUUUAUAUGUAUACGUAAACUAGUGAGGAAGAUGAUGGUGACGUGUUGUUUGUUUUUUGAUAAUUACGUGGAAAGAAUUUCUUUUUUUCAUUUUUUAUAAUUAUAAUUUUUUGUGAUAAUGAUGUGUAAUUUCUAAAAAUUUAAUUUUUAUUUUUAAUUAUUUUUUAUUUGCCACGUCACACAUUUAACGGUCAACUGUCAGAGUUGACCGUCACGUCAGACAAAGUUAAUGGAGGUUAACGGAGAGUGACUGAACUUGAACUGUUCAACUAAUUCGAGUGACUAUAAAUGGAAUAAAUCAUUUUGAGUGGC
Messenger RNA from Linum trigynum, 853 nucleotides. NCBI's taxonomy places the organism in Eukaryota, Viridiplantae, Streptophyta, Magnoliopsida, Malpighiales, Linaceae. The record is from the annotation of a GenBank genome assembly.